AUGCCUGCCGAGUCGUCUUCUAGCGAGGACAACUUGAUUCAGUGCUAUAACAAGGGUUGUGGGCAAAAAUUUGACCCACAAGCCAAUAACACAGAUUCAUGUUUAUACCAUCCUGGUCCUCCAUACUUCCACGAUGCUUAUAAGAUUUGGAACUGUUGUAACAAGAAGAGCACCGACUUCGGCACAUGGCUCAACUUUCCGGGAUGUACUCGUGGAAAGCACAAUGGAGAAAAACCUGCUGACAUCGUUAAAGUGGCCGCUGUGAAGGAAAUUCGACCAGAAAAGGUGGGUGUAGUGCAAGCUGCGAUUGGAUAUGGUUCUAAGGAAGGAGCAUGUGAUGUGGAGAAAGAGGAUUCAUAG
Messenger RNA from Cooperia oncophora, 360 nucleotides. The record is from the annotation of a GenBank genome assembly. Lineage: Eukaryota; Metazoa; Nematoda; Chromadorea; Rhabditida; Trichostrongylidae.